AUGCAUCUUUCAUUUUCACUUAUCAUGCCGCGGGCACGAAGAAACGAUAAGCCGCCUGAAGGGUAUUCCAAGAUCGAGCCGACGCUCAAUAAGCUACUAGCGAAGCUCAAGGAUGCCCAAUCAGCAUCUAUAAAGACCGAAAACAAGAAACAAGCAUUAUGGCCGGUAUUUCGGCUCAACCAUCAAAUUUCAAGAUACAUUUAUACGAUGUAUUACGACCGUAAAGUAAUAUCCAAAGAGUUAUACGAGUGGCUACUCAAGCAAAAAUUCUGUAAUGCCAAUUUGAUAGCGAAAUGGAAAAAACAGGGAUACGAAAAUUUAUGUUGCAUCAACUGUAUCAUGACUAAUGAAACUAACCAUGGAAGUACAUGUAUUUGCCGAGUACCAAAGUCCAAUUUAGAAGAUGACGAAGGAAAGACGAUCGAGUGUAUCACGUGUGGAUGUCGUGGGUGUGCUAGUAGUGACUAG
Meyerozyma guilliermondii ATCC 6260 is the source of this 468-nucleotide messenger RNA. It is a transcript of the gene BUD31, whose product is annotated as U2 snRNP complex subunit. NCBI's taxonomy places the organism in Eukaryota, Fungi, Ascomycota, Pichiomycetes, Serinales, Debaryomycetaceae. The transcript has a single exon. Gene Ontology annotation, biological process: mRNA splicing, via spliceosome. Gene Ontology annotation, cellular component: nucleus; spliceosomal complex. The coding region runs from base 1 to 468 and encodes 155 amino acids. The record is from RefSeq and is a predicted model, not a curated record.